UAUAUCUUCUUGGAAAGACUACUUAAAGAAAGAUUCGUUGUCUAACUGCCAUGAGUUCCUUUGCAACGUUUCUUCUGCUGACUUUUUCAGCAAUAGCUCUCAUUGUAGUUGCCAAAAGUGACAGAACAAUGCCAGUCGAAAUGGAGGAAAAUGAACUCGUUAGUUUACUCAACUCUAUCAAUAAACCUGCAGUCACCAGUUUCCAGGUAAAAGUUAGCCUUUCUACAAAUAUGAUAGAUAUCAUAUAUGGUUUUGGUUGUUUAUGCGACCAGAAUCACUAUGAUUUCUUUUUGGAUCACAUCAAGUUUGUUGCAUUUCAUUUCUCACAGACCGAGCAUGGUGAUAUACUGGAUUGCAUCGACAUUAAUAAGCAGCUUGCCUUUGAUCAUCCUCUCCUCAAGAACCAUACUAUUCAGUUGAGGCCUGGAAAUAUACCUAAAUGGACAAUAAACAAUAGCAGUUCAAAGAAUGGUGGUUCCACGCCGUUUCGACAAGAUGGCAUUAGUUGUCCAUUUGGGACGGUGAUUGUUAAGAGGACCACACAUGAAGAUCUUAUACUAUCUCAGCGUUUGAAAUCUACGGGGUCCAAAUAUUCAACAUAUGUUACUUCAAAGGAUAAGAACAUUGAUUUAACUGGUUUUCAUUUUGCAAUGGCUGACUACGGACAUAAAAAUUAUGGAGCAAAGGUAAACCUUAGCAUUUGGGAACCAAAAGUUUCACCCACUCAAUUCAGUUCUGCGAGUAUGCUUAUUGCCGGCGGCUCUAAAGAACAGUUUCAAAGCAUUAGAGCUGGAUGGAUAGUUUAUCAAUGGUUGAACCGGAAUCACAGUCGCUUAUACACCUACUGGACUGCAGAUGGAUUUAUCAAGACAGGUUGCUAUAAUACAUUAUGUCCUGGUUUUGUGCAAGUGAGCAAAAGAGUCCCACUCGGCAUCCUUCUUGAACCAGUUUCUAUUUACGAUGGCCACCAAAGUGAAGUAGGGAUCGUCAUCUAUAAGGAUAUCGUCACAGGAAAUUGGUGGUUAUUUGUACACGACGAAAUGGUUGGAUACUGGCCAAACUCAUUGUUCACAAAAUCAGGCUUAGGCCAGGGAGCAGGUUUGGUUUCAUAUGGAGGAGAAGUAUACAGUCCAGUGAAUGAGAAGAGUCCAAGCAUGGGAAGUGGGCAUUUCCCGGCUGAAGGCUACACAAAAGCAGCCUAUGUGAAUGGUUUUGAAGUGGUCAGUAAUAAUGAUAGCAUAUUUUCAGAGCCAAGUUUUCGUGUAAUGAUUUUUGCAAACACCCCAAAAUGUUAUAGAGUAAUGCCUGGUCGAGGUCAACUUAGAGUUUGGUUCGACUCUCUCUACUAUGGAGGGCCAGGAGGAUGUGUUUAAGAUCUCUUCUUUCUGAGUAUCCUCUGUUUCUUCAGUUUAAGUAUAAGAAAAUAAAAUGGAUGUUCGGAUCCUGGAACUUCUUUAAUGAGAUUUAACAGAGUUUCAAGAAUGCUUUGGUGUGUGUUUAAUUGGGAAUAAUUCAAUUGAUUGUUUUGAAAGUGAUUGUGGAAGCUACUUUAUACUUCAUGAAUGCACUCAGAUUUCAUUAUUUUUUCAAAAAAUAUGCAGAGCUAAAUGUCAGAAGUAUCAAAUAUUCAUAGGAACAAACUUCGUUAAUGCACUCAGAUUUAAUUGAUUUUAUUCCAUGGAGAUUUGAACACCACUUAAUGUAAGUUGUAUGUUAUAAACUAAACCUUUUGAUUCAUUUUUUUUUUAUUUUCAGAAGAGAAGACAUGAUCCAUGAUCUGAAGUGUUACAAAAUGACUCUUUUGUAUGCUUUUAUGAAUAAAUAUUUUUUUUUCAUGAAUCUAUUCACCCGUUUCACAUAAAUUGAGAAUAUAUGAUCUUCACAACUUUCAGCAACAGCUUGAGGAGGAUGUAUUGAAUCUGAAAUUUGAAGUGGUUUGGUUUUAGUGAGUUUUUAGAUAAUUUUAGAUGAAUAUUAAAAUGGGUCUCUAUUAAAAUUUGGCGUGAUUUUUCUUAAAGAACUCUACUUACUCAUUUAAAAUCAUAGGAUUUGAGUUUUUAUUUUUAUAAUUAAGAAACCUCUCUCAAACACCUUCAAAACAUUUAAAACACUCUAAAAUCUUCAGUUUAAAUUUUGUUCAAUAACAGUGGAUUUCAAAAUGUUUGUUAAAAUGACAAGUUCAAUAACAUUGGAUUCUAAAAUGUUUUUUAAAAUCUUCAUUUGAAUAACAAUAGAUUUUUCAUUUUAAUACAAAUCAACCAAAACUCUUAGUUGAAUACACUCCCUAAAUGUGUCUUUGACUUCAACGGCUGAAAGUAAUGAAAUUAUAGCCAAAGUUUUAAAUGUCACAAUCAAGUUAUUGUAAACUAUCAUCCUUUAUA
Brassica rapa (field mustard) is the source of this 2381-nucleotide messenger RNA. RefSeq lists its product as uncharacterized. Lineage: Eukaryota; Viridiplantae; Streptophyta; Magnoliopsida; Brassicales; Brassicaceae. The record is from RefSeq and is a predicted model, not a curated record.